UUAAAUUUCAUUCUCCACCCACUACUCAGCUGGUUAGGGAGAACCAUGUGUUGUGAGCCCAGAAUGGAACAAUUCUUUAGUAUUGGAUAAUAUGAUUGCUCGCUAUCAAAGUUACUCAUACAGACUGUACAACACGUCAUGGCUACAAAGAAACUGGCUAAUGAACUCGGACUGAUAAGGAAACGCAGCCGACCUUCAAGUGAAAAGAAUGAAAAAAAGCGCUGUGGGCAGCACUUUUCUUACCUGAUUGUCAUAGACUUUGAAUCUACUUGUUGGGGAGACAAGAAUAAUUAUGGUCAAGAAAUAAUUGAAUUUCCAGCUGUUGUACUCAACACCGGCAAUGGGAAGAUUGAAUCCGAAUUUCAUACCUAUGUGCAGCCUCAAGAGCAUCCUGUACUCUCCAAGUUUUGUACAGAACUCACCGGAAUCAGACAAGCACAGGUUGAAGCAGGAGUACCUCUCCACAUUUGUUUGUCUCGAUUCACCCGCUGGAUUCAGAUGUUGCAGGAAGAAAAUAACAUGGUGCUGGUUCAGGAAAAAGUCUGUUCAAACACUGGCCAUCCGUGUGCCUUUGUCACCUGGUCAGACUGGGAUUUGGGAGUUUGUCUGCAGUAUGAGUGCAAAAGAAAACAAAUCUGCAAACCUGACAUAUUUAACUGCUGGAUUGAUCUCAGAGCAACCUAUAAGCUUUUUUAUAAUCGAAAACCAAAAGGACUUAACGGGGCUCUACAGGAUCUCGGAAUUACAUUUUCUGGCCGGGAGCAUUCAGGUUUGGACGAUGCCCGCAAUACUGCUCAUUUGGCUUGGCGAAUGAUAACUGAUGGCUGCCUGAUGAAAGUGACCAGGAGUCUGGAUAGGGCACCUUUGAGGACGAAACAGCUGUUCCAGAUGAACCGGCCCGCUGGCAAUGUGGGUGAACGUAGUGUGGCAGAAGUGGGAAUUAAGAAACGCGCUGUGAAGCAACCAAAGCCUGGACAUUGUGAAAACAAGUCAAUCGAGAACAAGGGCAAACUUGACGUUUCUUCCAACCAUGAGAGUUAUCACUAUCAAAGCUUUGUGUUGCCAAAAACUCUUUUUCAUGGUUUAAGCACUCCAGUUGUUAAAGGGAAAACCUCAGCACCAACACCAGUGAGUCAGCUUGGUUCAAAAGGAUCACCCCUGUCUGUAACUGCUGCUUCAUUACCGAAAGGUAGCCUGGUAUUGGUUUCCACGACUAUUGGCUGCAUUUCAAAUGCACAUGAGGCAGAUGCAAACUUAAACAAUGACCCUGCAACUUUGCCGUGCGAAUGGACAGAAACUCCACUUUUGAUAGAAUCAGAGGAGUCGCGGUCAUAUGAUGACGUGAUUCUUGAGGACAGUGAUACAUCUGCUGCUCCCUUCAUGGACACUUUUACAUCACAGGAUUCAAAUGGUACGCAACUGAAUACUGAUGGUUCUCUACUAAAUGCUAAUAGCAGCCAUUCCAAACAGAUUGUUUUCAAAAAUUCAAACACAACAGUGUAUUCGCUUGGGAAGCACAGACCUUCUUCCUCCAGCAGUGGUGUAUUUAAGACUCCGCUUUUGUCAGAUGGCACACUUAAGGAUAAACGUAUACCCCUCUCAAAUGUGUCCUGCUCUGCAAAGCCCAAGGUUACAUGUGGUCCAGAAAAAUACUCUGGACUUAACACAAGCACACCCACCAGGUCUUUUACAGUCUACAAGGAUAAGGAUGAUUCCUGCUUUUCCACUGAGCCCAGGUUAUCUUCAGGUAGACUGAGUUCAGUUCCAUCCUUGCCCCUCUCUUCAUCAGUGAACAGGACAUCUCUUCACUCAAGGGGCCCUAUGAAAAUGACAUCUCCAUUGUGCACCUGUGGCCGCAGAGCCAAGAGGAUGACGGUAGGAAAUGGAGGACCCAACCAUGGCAGAGUUUUCUUCAGCUGCCCCAUUGGGAAAAUGGGCUCAGGAAACAAAACAAGCUGUGGAUUCUUCAAAUGGGAGUCUUCUGUUUUAAAAGCUGCAUCAAGAGCUGUGGCUUCCCACUCCUUGUAUUCUAUACCUGGUACUAGCUUUGCAUCAUCAGGGAAGAGUUUCUGUAACAACAGUUUCUCUCCACAUACAAAUUUUGCUCGGAGACCGUCUUUGAGAAAUUAGUGUUCCAGUAUUACUAUGUAAUUUUUUAAUGACAUGCUUAUUUCACAUUUUUGUGUGUAAAACAUCAAGUGAGUUUUCCUGUCUUGAAUCUGGUCUUACAGGGAAGUUUAAAACAUUGUGGUUCAACAAGGAAUGUGAGUACGCUCUAAGUGCUUGUAUUAUGUUUGUACAUAUUUAUUCAGUUUCUGUGCUACAUUAACUUCCUUGCUUUGAGUGUAAGAAUUUUAAAUCUAUAUUUUUAAAUAAAAGUAAUUUUCCAUAUUAAUAAAA
Molecule: messenger RNA, 2400 nt
Organism: Anguilla rostrata (American eel)
Lineage: Eukaryota; Metazoa; Chordata; Actinopteri; Anguilliformes; Anguillidae
Gene: eri2
Product: ERI1 exoribonuclease family member 2
Exons: 9
Coding region: 139-2130 (663 amino acids)
Molecular function (GO): 3'-5'-RNA exonuclease activity; zinc ion binding; nucleic acid binding
Source: RefSeq, a predicted model, not a curated record